Dalotia coriaria is the source of this 1838-nucleotide messenger RNA. RefSeq lists its product as uncharacterized. The record is from RefSeq and is a predicted model, not a curated record. The transcript is spliced from 7 exons. The coding region runs from base 1 to 1776 and encodes 591 amino acids. NCBI's taxonomy places the organism in Eukaryota, Metazoa, Arthropoda, Insecta, Coleoptera, Staphylinidae.
AUGAAAACGUUGCCAUUGAUUAUAUUUCUUUGCCUUUCGGGCACUUUUGUUCCUGCUCCAACUGUAACAAAUGCACAAGAUUUAAGCAGUAUAUUGGGUUUACUCACUCAACUUGGUGGAACAACUAUUUUGGACAGUGUCCUUAGUAAUGACGUCUUUCAAAACAUAUUGGGUUUAGCAACAGGAGAGAUUAUACCCGGAUUGUUGGACAGGGGUUUGAAUUCUACUGAUGUAGUCAGUCUGUUGUUGGCUUUAGGUCAAAAUAUGUUGGAUAGUGGUGCGUUACCACUUGGCAAUUUGACCGAUUUGAUUGGUGGGGGUAAUCCUUUGGAUCUUAUUGGAGGAAUCAUAGGAGGAAAUGGAGAUAUACCUGGUCUUGAUGUUGUUACUGAUUUGCUUGGUGGUACUGGAGGUUUACCACUUAUUGGUAAUCUAACCGGUGGGUUAGGAGGUCUUGGUAAUUUAACUGGUGGUUUAGGUGGUCUUGGAGGUUUACUGGGAGGAGGAAGUGGCGGUUUACCAUUUUUAAAUAAUUUACCAAUAAGCAACUUGUCACAGGCUACCACUUUGCUUAAUACUAUACCAUCUUUACUAGGUGGUGUACCAGGAUUAGAUGGAUUACCUUUAAGUAACCUAACACAGGCAACUGAGAUUAUUCAAUCAGUUUCUGGUGUACUUGGAAACGGUAGUUUACCUGAUUUAAGUGAUCUUCCAGUGAGUAAUCUAACGCAGGCAACACAAGUUCUUGGAACAAUCACAGAUUUAUUAGGAGGUGCUGGAGAUAUUGGAGACUUACCACUAAGUAACCUUACUCAAGCAACAGCACUGGUUGGAACUCUUACUGACCUGUUAUCUUUGUCAGGAGCUGGAGGAGGUGGUAUACCAAGUUUAGAAGACCUGGCUAACCUUGAAAAUUUACCUUUAAGUAACCUGACAAUGAUAACUGAUCUAUUGGGCAAAUUAACCGAUUUGUUAGGAGGUGGUAGCCUUGAGGGUCUACCAUUAAGCAAUCUGACUCAAUUUACACAAAUUUUUGGGACAGUUCAAGGUCUUUUAGGUAAUGGGAGUAUACCAGGUCUUGACAGUUUACCCAUAAGCAACUUGACUCAAGCUGGCGAUCUUCUUGGCUUGGCUACUGGACUUUUAGGAGGUGGAGGAGAUUUACCAAUAGGAAAUUUAACCCAAGCCAGUAAUAUUCUCAAAAAUGUCACCGAAUUGCUCAACCUUCAAGACCUCAGUAGCAUCCCUGGAUUGGAUAAGUUACCGCUGGGUAACCUGACUGACUUAACUCAGGUUGCUCUCCUGUUGGACGUUUUACAAAACCUCGCGGGGAAUGGAACUGGCCUACCCGGUCUUCCAUUUGGAAACCUAACUAAUCUUCUCAAUCUAACACAACUUUUCAAUACACUACAGAACCUACAGAAUAUUGCAAACAUCGUUAAGUUGGACAGAGUUCUCGAUCUUCAGACUUUACUAAGCAAGAAAACUAAUUUUACUGAGUCGUGUGAGACUUUACAGGGUCUAUCAGAUAUUUUUACACAAUCUCUUAAUAGUUCCUCGUCAGGUCUUAUCUAUUUUAUUAGUGGACCAAUUGAUAAUCUGAUAAUAUUUCUGAAGGAAAUUCCGAACAAAUUGAUUCCAUCAGGAAUCGGAAACACUGUGAAUAAUGUCUUACCAGAUCUAACACCAAUUGUCCACUUUAUUCUAAAUGGCGGUUUGAUUAUGUUUAUCUUAAAACUUCUGUUUAUCCUUUCUGUUGGAUAUAUUUGUGUUUAAUCAAUGAUUGCAUAAACAUUUGAAGCAAAAUAUUUUACGAAAUACAAGUGUUUUUACCAGUU